AUGGAUUUUGGCGAUGACCUAGCUGGGAUGAAUCUGGACUUUAUGUUCGACUUGGGCUCUCCUGCGUCAUCCCCGGUCACAAAGUCUAACAACACUGGAAGCAUGGUCUCGCUCUUCAGUAACUUCAGUAACUGCUCCAUGAGUCCACGAUCAAACAUCCAAUGUUACACAGAAGAAACACAGAGUGUUCAGAGCCUGCAUACAACCUCCCAUCCUUCAGCCAAUACUUUACUUCGUCCAAUAUUUUUUGACUCUACUGUACAAGAUAGCUAUUACUGCGAGAGUACAGGCAGCGAUGGGGUUGGAGCUUCCUCUAUAGUGCUGGAUAGUACAGCUGAACCCAGCAGCGUGGCUAUUUCGGCUUGCACUCUUUCCCCCGGUACCACCCAACCCGCUCUGCAUCAGAGAAACCUAACGAAAGCCAGAGAGAGGGGAGACACACGCUUGAUUCAUGCAGCAUAUGCUGGUGAUGUUUCCACCGUUUCGUCUCUGAUGCACUUGGUUCAGUUGAAGAAUACUCACGGGAUGACGGCGCUGAUGGCUGCUGCCUAUAGUGAUUGCGAUCAGUGUGUGUCUAUCCUCCUUCCGUUUGAAAACCGUCUUCAAGCUAAUAACGGGAUGACGGCUUUAAUGUGUGCAGCGGCGAAGGGGAGCAUUAAAAGUGUAUCAAUGCUGAUUGACACAGAACUGCGGAUCCAGGAUAAGAACGGGAGAAGUGCUCUUAUGUAUGCUGCCCAGAAAGGUAACUAUGAGUGCGUGAAGAUGCUGUUAGGAGAGGCUACGCUGACUGACAAGGCUGGAAACACGGCCCUUAUCAUAGCUACCAUGAUGGGAUAUAUGCAUUGUGCUCGGUGUCUUCUUAAGCACGAAGCGGGCUUUAGACUGCCAUCCGGGCUGACCGCCCUUAUGAUAGCAGCCCACAAAAAAGACGCAGCAAUAGCAUCUCUACUUCUUUCAGAGUGCAGGCUGCGUGACAAUAAAGGAAAGACUGCAUUGAUGUAUGGUGCCGAGGCAGGCGCUGACGGAUGUGUGGAGAUUCUUAUGACCCACGAGAGUGGUGUCCAAGAUUGUAAGGGUAAUACGGCAUUAAUGUAUGGAGCUAGGGCGGGGCAUUUUGGAUGCGUCGAACUCCUAGCAUCAUUAGAGUCCCAGUGCAUUAACUCUGCUGGGUACACUGCACUUAUGAUGGCCGCAUGCGGGGACUUUUCGGACUGCGUGGACGCCCUCGUAGAUCUCGAGGGGGGAAUGACAGACAAGGAUGGCCGUACAGCGCUGAUGCUUGCGGUGUCAUCAGAAGCCGUCACCUCCGCGAAACUGCUACUCAGCGAGGCUAGAAUGGUCGAUAAAGUAGGGAAUUUCGCAUUAAUAUAUGCAGUUCACAAAAACAACGAGGCCCUGAUUCGUUUGUUAUCUGAAAGAGAGGUACGCAUGCAGACACCUAAGGGGUAUACAGCGCUUAUGAUUGCUGCAUCAAUGCCCUGUAAAGAAAUAACUGAGCACCUGCUCGAUGAGAUAGGGCUUAUCACAAAAGAUGGGUAUUGUGCCCUAUACUAUGCAAUAGAUGCUGGUAAUAGUUGUGCAAUUAACCUGCUAUUACCGUAUGAAGCUUCUCUUCUGGGGAUAACGUCAGACAUGCGGUAUGCUCUGUGCGGCGACGUAGUGUCCUUGGCACUAUCCCACACUCGGGGAAUACCAUACAGAGACAAGUUUGGACGGACGGCACUUGUGUAUGCAAUCUUAGGGAAUCACCUUAAAUGUGCUGAGCUGCUAACAGAAGACAGUGAUAUUGCUGAUGUUAACGGGUGGACCCCUCUCAUGUAUGCGGCGAAACGAGGCUAUACUCAGUACAUAGAUUUGCUUCGAGGCUCUAAUUGCUCUGCAAUAAAUAAAAAUGGUCACACACUUCUAGAUAUCGCCAAGAAGGCCGGGCAUGCUGCCUUCCUUCAUGCGGCAACCCAUAUUCUUAGUUAA
This is a messenger RNA of Giardia duodenalis, 1971 nucleotides long. RefSeq names its product Ankyrin repeat protein 1. Gene Ontology annotation, molecular function: protein binding. Lineage: Eukaryota; Fornicata; Diplomonadida; Hexamitidae. The transcript has a single exon. The record is from RefSeq and is a predicted model, not a curated record. Bases 1 to 1971 code for a protein of 656 amino acids.